CCGGCAGGAGGAUCUUCCUCGUUUGUUUUUGUGCUGGGUACUGGUGGGCUGAGGGGAGAGCGAGGAAGCCACUGUUUGGGAAGGAACCGGUGACCUGCUCCGCUAGCGGGUGGCUACAUCGGUUGCUGAAAAUCCUGGAAGUGUAAUGCCGGUAGCUGAGGUUAACCAACAGCAGCACCGUCCCUCACUGCGCUGCUUGGCAAGUGUGCCCCUGUCUGUGCAGUCCUUCUGUCUCCUGCUUUGACUCUCUUUAGCUUCUUAUGAAACUAAGCACUGGUGAGCCUGUUUAGCCCCAACAAACAAUCUGAAUGUGAUGCCACCAUGUGCUUUUCAGCCAGUCUUCUGCUGCUUUUAAGGACUUGUGUUUGCGAGGCUGCACAGGCAUGAGCGAGAGCACUGCUCACCCUGCAGUGCCUGCUGAAGGACAUUAGGAAAGUGCAGAGUCCAGAGAACUGGCAGAAAUGCUUCCCCCAGAAAACAGCAUUUCACACAGGCUAUAUCUGCAGCUUUGAAUCCUGGUAGGGACCUCCUGAAAUAGAGAGAGUGGGUGUUAAUGACAUUUGUGGAUCAGAGGGAGCCAAGAACAAUCUUUAGGGGAAGCAAACAAAAUACUGAAGGCUGCACACACAGUGCCUGACCUGUUCUGUCAGAGUAGAGCAUGAUUUCCUCUCCAGCUGUUCAAAGGAAGCAGAGGCACAAGACUUUGUGCCAGAAUUAGGUUGAGGUGGAAAUCUCUUUAGGAGUAAUACAAACAUAGAGAGUUUGAAAGGUGAUUUUGAAAGUGAGGAAAGAGAUUUUUGAGGGAAAUCUCACAAACAAGCUGUUGUCGAACAUAAGGAGACAGAACUCAAGAGUGAAUCUCUGGUGGUUUGUGAUGUUGCUGAAGACUUGGUGGAGAAACUGAGAAAAUUCCGGUUUCGCAAAGAAACCAACAAUGCUGCCAUUAUUAUGAAAAUCGACAAGGAUAAGCAGUUGGUGGUGCUGGAUGAGGAGCAUGAGGGUAUUUCUCCUGAUGAGCUAAAAGACGAGCUGCCUGAGAGACAACCUCGAUUUAUUGUGUAUAGUUACAAAUAUCAGCAUGAUGAUGGAAGAGUUUCUUACCCAUUGUGUUUUAUCUUCUCCAGUCCAGUUGGAUGUAAACCAGAACAGCAGAUGAUGUAUGCUGGAAGCAAGAAUAAGCUUGUACAGACAGCUGAACUCACUAAGGUAUUUGAAAUAAGGAAUACAGAAGACCUAACCGAAGAAUGGCUGCGGGAGAAACUGGGCUUCUUCCAUUAAGAACACCUCUGCAAUAAGUAUUUAUGUACCAUCCUGAUCAUACUGGAACCAGACAUGAAUACUUAGAUCUACAAAAGGCACUGUAUUUACUUCUGUCUCCUGCAGUCUCUCUCUUGUGCGGAGUUUGUGCAAAGAAUAGCAGGUCUGUCUUCUCGAAGUAACAAAUCUUUGCAGGUGUUUCCUUAUUUGUACCUGUUAAAAGGGAAUACUCCUCUGCAGGGACUCCUUUUGCACUCUCGUGACUAAUAUUUGUAUAACUAAACCAGUUCUGGAUUUGUAACUCUCUGCAAAGGUAAUUUGGAAGCUGAUGCUAACUUUCUCUGAGCUACAGAUGCCUCCGUACGACACCUCCUAGCUAUUUAUAUGCAGAAACCGUGUACUGUCACUCACUUCUCAGACCUCUCGACUUAAUGUCUUCUCCAUUUCUUGGAAACUAUUCUCUGGAAGCAUUUAGUAUUACAGAAACCAAAUCCAUUUACCUUCCCCUUGAGUCCAUGUGAACUUCUCUCAAAUUCUUAGAACUAAUUUUUGCCAUUCCAGUAAUUCCUCGGUUGACGGAGUCAAUCUUGCUCCAUUUCAGGGCAAAGCUUUGACUGUCCAGUUCUCAUGCUACAGGAACUAGGUGAUAACUAAGGGCUGAGUUACAACUCUGGUGACUCUCACACCAGAACUCCUGCGUAUAUAACUUAUUACACUGUUAAGAAGUUUACCUCUUUCUCACAUCUUGUUACACGAACACCUGUUAAUACUCUGUGCCUUUAAUUUGUUAGCUUUAAAGUGACUUGAGAAUUUUACACUGCCACUUAUUACAAAUUUGGUAUAAACUUUGUUAAAGGAUCCAAGCAACAUUUUUUUCCCUAGUGCCUGGUGUUGCAGUUGACAUCUGUUUGAAACAAAAAAGGCUAAGCUCAUUUCCUUUGAAAUUCCAGUCAUCUGCUCCGUUUACAGGAGUUGGGAGGUUAAAGCUUUUCAGGAGGAUGAAUGAUUUAUAUCUCUUUUGUUACACAAGUUGGCCACACGUAGCUUUUGAGUACUUUUAAUUACAGUCUCUUUAACUUUCUUAUAACUGCUUGUUGGGCAAAAUGACAUUCCAGAUAAAAGCUUUUGGUAAGUGAUGAUUUGAAUUGGGUUUUUUUUUUUGUUUACUUACGGUUCAUCUCUUUGAAACAGCAAAUAUUCUAAUGUGAAAAUAGUAUUUAACUUUUAUAAAGGACCAGUCUUUUUACAGGUCUGUUUUAUAUUAAAUAGAGUAGUUGUCUGAUACGGGAUGUGCUCAGCCCAUGCAGUGGCAAAAGGAGGACUCGUGACAGUAUCUCACUAUCUUGCUCAUGAGUGUUUGUUGUGCUCCUGAGUGAGUAUCUGCGGAAGAGCAGCUUCCUGUUGAUAACAUACCUUAAAGUGCAGCUGCCCUAACAAAUCUGUGGGGUGAGGAGGAAUGCAGUGUUCAAUUUGGAGGCCAGUAUUUCAUGCUGUGAAACCUUUUGCUGAAAGGAGGUUUAUUCUUCAUUUGUAAGCAUAUGUUGUGUUAGUGUUAAAACACUAAUUCCUCUAUGACCACCAGGAAUUCAUUUGUAAAGGUCCUCAGUGUUGGUAAAUCUCUUCUGGGUUUGAUGUUACUGCUCAUUUAUUUGUGUACAAAUCUGACUUGAGCAGAGCUUUUCAAAGUACGUGGUAGAAUGAUCCAAUUAAAUUGAUCUCUCAGUGUGGGAAAGAAAUGCUUGUAAUGAAAAUUAAUGUCUGUGUUGAUGUAGUGAGCUGGAAAAACAAUCUCAUCCCCCUGGCCAAAACAAGGUUGGUUAUGAAACUGUUGCUUGAUCGUUCUGUAUUACAGAUCAAUAAAAACAGUGUCUUCUAUGACAAACAUUGUAUACAUGUUCGGCUUGAAGAAUGAUGUUGUUACAAGUUUCAGUCGUAAAACAGCGAAGGUCUUGUUUUGUUGGCACUCUGCUGAUGGUAAGGCAGUCCAAGUGCAGCGUGGGCGAGAGGGAGGCUGCUGCUUGUAAUGUUCAGCAUGGUCUGCAGUGGGGAAAACUGGAUUAAUAAUCUUUGUCAUUGUACCUUGUGCACUGGUGGGCUGCCAGCAUCCAACUGCUGCUUGCACAGGGUUUGAGAAAAACCGCUGUGGAAGGGGCCUGUGUACUGGGAGGAGAGGGGAGGAGUUGCUGCAGUCAGAAGAUUUGAAUUUGAUUCUUUGUCUCUGGAUUGCUCCACCUUCUGCCAAGAAAAUACUGCUACUUAUGGCUGCAUUUUCAGUCUGAAAGAAAGUUCCUUGCACUUCAGUGUUCUUGUUGCCUCCACUUAAAGACUUUCUGCCUUGGGUGCUGCCCCUCAAGUCUUGUAGAAUAGCAAACAAACCCUGAUCAGAGUGUUAAAGACCACUUUCUUGUGAGAGGCAAUGCUGAUGCUGCUCAGCCCACCAGUAUUAUUCUUCAAACAGCCUCACUGGGUAGCUGCACCUCCUUCCACUGUCGAAGCUGUGGAAGUGAGGAAGCAGCUGCAGGUACUCAGAGAAUGAGAGUGUAGAGGAUGUUUGCUGUUUGAGGCUUGUUUGUGGUUUCCUUGUCUUAAUGCAAUGUUUCAAUACAACUGUUGCUGUCCUAGGCUCUUGAGAUGCAGGCAGUGCUAAUACUUGAUUAAACAAAGCCAUUAAUGAUGUCCAGAUCUUUUCCUGCUCAGAUAAGACUUGUUUUCAUAACAUACUUUCCCCAUCUUUAGAGCUGUAUUUCCGUACUGCUUCCCCCUUAAGAUCAGAGGGAGGCAGAUGUGUCCAUGUUCAGAAGGCCAGUGUGUUCUGACUGUGCUUUCCUAGCGAGUUGCCCAUCUGUCAUCAUGCAUUUGGCUGGAAUAUUCAGGUCUCUAAAGAGGGUUCAACCUAAAGGACAACAUGAAUUAACUGAUGAUGCCUACGGGAGCCUUCGUAGCUAAGGUCUGAGAGUCAGCGUUCUCCAUUGUGACCUCCUAUUUCUCAGGAGUUAGUAAGGUGGCCAUAAAAUCCUCAGCCUGGAGUUAAAGGUCUCUCAAAGGGAGACUUCUGCCACAACUAAUCUGGUUUGCUUUAAAUAUUGACUAGAUGGCUGGGGUACAACUCUUGUAAUCCUGUUAGUUGCUGGUAAGCCUGAGUUUGCAUGUCAGCCCAGAAAAUGGACUUGUAUUGUUCUGAGUAUUUUUAACAAAGAUUAAAUGCUGAUAUUUGAUGGUUUAAGCCUGUUUCUGGUAUCAUGAAUGCUGUCUGAUGUAUCAAAGGAGGCAAUAAUGCAGGUGUUGACACCUUUUCACUUCUCCAGAGGAGCAUCUCGUGCGUUUUUGUACCAAGAUUCCAUUUUUGUAACUUCUAACUGUAAAAUAGCCAGUCCAGAAUCCAUGCUAGAUUGCUGACAGGGGUGUGCAUCAAACACCCAGAAGCAAGGGGCUUCAGUACCCUGCUUCAGUGUAAUGUCCUGCCAUGUAUUUUUUGGAAUACCUCUGUCUUGCACACUGUGAGAUAGAGGUGUGGUGGGACAUGAGAUGGGGCCUGGUGAAACUUGUUUUUGUGGUUGAUCCAGACUGGAUGUGACUGGCACACUGUGAGCUGUCGGGGCUGGUGCCAGUGCUGGGGGUGGUGAGAGGUUCCUAGAGAGUUUCCAGAAUUUGGCAAUUCCAUGAAAACAUGAGAAACCAGUACAACUUCCACAUACUGUUUGUCUCAGCUAGUUCACGUUGCAUGUUUAAACCAAAUCUUUUUUGCUAAGCAUGGUGCUUGUAUUGGUUUAAAUAAAACGUUUAAGAGGUUC
This is a messenger RNA of Pogoniulus pusillus (Red-fronted tinkerbird), 5048 nucleotides long. RefSeq names its product glia maturation factor beta (gene GMFB). Gene Ontology annotation, biological process: actin filament debranching; negative regulation of Arp2/3 complex-mediated actin nucleation. Gene Ontology annotation, cellular component: actin cortical patch. The record is from RefSeq and is a predicted model, not a curated record. The coding region runs from base 949 to 1278 and encodes 109 amino acids. NCBI's taxonomy places the organism in Eukaryota, Metazoa, Chordata, Aves, Piciformes, Lybiidae. The transcript has 7 exons. Gene Ontology annotation, molecular function: Arp2/3 complex binding; actin binding.